UUAAUUUUUUUGUUAGAUUUGCCGACACCUCGACCGGACGUUAAGCAUCUCUCACAUGCCCUUGCAAUUCUUUUUGGCGGCCUUAAGGCUAAUCCGGAGCUGGUGGGAAAUUGGUCACAAUCCAUUAUUAGUAGACUGCCUGUGUUUGAGAGAGAAGGAUUUUUGGGAACGGCGGGUGGAGAGCCCAUAUUUGAAAAAGAAGUCGCUCAUCUGAUUUCACAUCUUUCAACAGGCUUUCUUAUUGCAAGGCCUCCAAGUGAACAAAUUCUCAAUCAUCCCUUUUUCUGGAGUUCCUUGAAGAGGUUGCAAUUUUUAGUAGAUUCUUUUGAAUACAUCAAUAGAAUUUCGGAUGCAGUAGUGAGAACUUCCUUUGUCGGAGAUUUCAAUGCUAUCAAAGUUAAAGCUCGAGACAUAAAAGAUGUUGUUCCUGCUGACUUUAAGGCAGACUUGGAGUCUGGAAUUGAAGCAUCAGAUAAAAAAGAUUUGUUUAUUCAUCCCUUCGUCCUUUUGAGAGCAAUUAGGAAUUCCCGUGUCCACGCCUUCAAGGUAAAAGGUUCGAAUGCGAUGCUCACUAAGCUGGACAACGACCUUAUAAGAGGUUUGGAUUUGAUGAUCACAGCAUUUUGGCCUAGUUUUUUUAUCGACGCUUAUAAACUGAUGUGUUCUAAAAACACUCAGCUUCCAGCGUCUUUCCGUAAGUAUACGGAAAAAGGAUAUGUGAUGGAGUAG
Messenger RNA from Striga asiatica, 729 nucleotides. The record is from the annotation of a GenBank genome assembly. Lineage: Eukaryota; Viridiplantae; Streptophyta; Magnoliopsida; Lamiales; Orobanchaceae.